AUGUCGUGCUACCAGUGCCUCCCUGCAGCCCACCAGGCCCCCGUGCCCACCCCGUGCCCCGGCAGACCCCGGGCAGCGCCCGCCUGGCGCUCGACGCCGUGCCUGGCCCAGAGUGUGACCCGCCUCGUGCCCCGCCAGCAGCUCCUGCCCUCCAGCCUCUGCCAGCAGCAGCUCCUGCCCUCCAGCCUCUCACCGGGGGGUGACCCCGUGUGUGCCCCAGCACCGGGGGGUGACCCCGUGUGUGCCCCAGCACCGGGGGGUGACCCACAGCAGCGGGUGCCCGCGCCGUGCCCGCCCAUCGCCGUGCCCCCCCAGCAGAGCGUGGCCCAGGCGGUGCCACCGCCCCAGCGUGUCCUGCAGCAGCCUCGGUGCGUGACCACCUGCGUGCCCACGGGCGUGGCGGGCGUGUGCCAGCCCCAGGGCGUGACCCAGUGCGUGCCCCAGCAGCAGCAGCGCCCGCCCGCCACCGGCCCCCCGCAGCAGAGGUGCGUGACCACCUGUGUCCCUCGGCCAGCCUGUGCCACCAAGGGGGUCCCCCAGCAGCAGAGUGCCACCAGGUGUGUCCCCCAGCAGUGUGUGAGCACCCUGUGCCCCCGGCAGGGCGUGCCCAGGUGUGUCACCACCUGUGUCCCCCAGCAGCGAGCGGCCAAGGGGGGCUCGUACCCGCACCUGACCUGCCAGGGACCCCGGCGGGGUGGCACCUCCUCUGUCCCCCAGCAGAUCUCCUGUGUCCCCCAGCAGAUCUCCUGUGUCCCCCAGCAGAGUGUCACCUCCUCUGUCCCCCAGCAAGGUGUCACCUCCUGUGUCCCCCAGCAAUGGGCCUCCAGGUGUGUGACCAAGUGUGUCCCCCAGCCCAGUGCCACCGACUGUGCCUCCAUUUGUGUCCCCCAGCAGCAGGGUGAGACAGUUUGUGUCCCUCAGCAAUGUGCCACCAAGUGUGUCCCUUAUCAGAGUGUGACCAAGUGUGUCCCUCAGCAGCAAAGAUGUGCCACCAAGUGUGUCCCUUAUCAGAGUGUGACCAAGUGUGUCCCUCAGCAGCAAAGUGCCACCAAAUGUGUCCCUCAGCAAAGUGCCACCAGGUGUGUCUGUUAUCAGAGUGUGACCAAAUGUGUCCCUCAGCAGCAAAGAUGUGCCACCAAGUGUGUCCCUCAGCAAAGUGCCACCAAGUGUGUCCCUCAGCAGCAAAGUGCCAGCCAGUGUGUCCCUUAUCAGAGUGUCCCUUAUCAGAGUGUGACCAAGUGUGUCCCUCAGCAGCAAAGUGCCACCAAGUGUGUCCCUCAGCAGUCUGGGACAAUUUAUGUCCCUUACCAGAGUGCCACCAAGUGUGUCCCUCAGCAAAGUGCCACCAAGUGUGUCUGUUAUCAGGGUGCCACCAGCUGUGUCCCUCAGCAAAGUGCCACCAGCUGUGUCCCUCAGCAAAGUGCCACCAAGUGUGUCCCUCAGCAAAGUGCCACCAAGUGUACCUGUUAUCAGAGUGCCACCCCGAGUGUCUCUCAGCAGCACUGUCAGUCAGGUGGGGUAAAAAUUUCCAAUCACUUCAAAAAGUACAUCUCAGCCCCCAAGUGGCCCUGGUGAAAAGGAGCAGGGGAAGGAAAACCCCUGGAAAAGGGGGAGGCCCAGCUUUGGGACGGGGGUUAUUUGUCUCCUCGGGCACCUGGUUCCUGUCUCCCCAAUCCGCUUUAUCCCUGUUUUCCAACGUUUCCCCUGGAGCUCGGCUCUGCCUGGGUGUGUUCCUGUUCCCGUGUGAUCCCAUUCCCGUGUGAUCCCAUUCCCAGGGCUGCUCUCCAGCUGCCUGUGGCUCGUCCCUGGAUCUGCUGCCAGGCACAGUUUGGUGGGGUGGGAUUAAAUUCUCACCCGACUCGAAUAAACGGUGAUUUUAAAGCAAAAUAAUAAUAAUAAUUCAAGAAAGAGAAACGUCCCAGGAGUCCAGAGCACGGCAGCACCACUGGGAGUGCUGCUGGAGCGGGGCUGGCCCCUGCCCAGCUCCGGGUUUAGUCCUGGGACUGGGACUCAGAGUUCAGGUCCAGUUGGGUUCCACUGAACUGGUUCUUACUGGGGAGCCCGAGGUGGGUUUGUGGAGCAAAAGGUCCAAGAAUCUCACCCAGAAUCCCGGAAUGGGGGAGGCUGGAAGGGACCCCCGUGGGUCCAACCCCCCUGAGAGUUCUGGGGUCUCCCCAGGGAGGGGAGGGACACUCCAGCCCCUCCCGGGGGGUUCGGGCACCUAGAGAGAAGUUUUCCCUCCUGUUCAGGUGGGACAAGCCCAACCCUCUCAGAUUGUCCUCCUAAGAGGGGAAAAGGCCCAGGAGAGGCCGUAUUCCAAAGGCUUUCCCUUUGGGAAGUGGCCAGAAAUUCCCUCAGCCCAGCCCCUAAACAGGGCAGGAUUUCUGGCUCCCUGAAGCCGAAAUGAAACGAAGGUUUUCCUUCACUUGGUUGCUUUAAUUAAAAUCAAACCUCACCACCUGAAACAAAAGCAAAGCCUUUGAAACAACACUGAAAGCUGCAGCACGGCUGUUUUGUAAAUGUUUAAGCUGUAAAACGCAAUUGAUUGUGUUCUUUGUGCGCUCUUCACUGCGUUGAAAAUAAACUUUAUUUGUACACACAUAUAUGUAUAUUUACAUACAGAGAGACUUAAAUAAACAGAGCUGUCUGAGCCUGGGU
Molecule: messenger RNA, 2658 nt
Organism: Pseudopipra pipra
Lineage: Eukaryota; Metazoa; Chordata; Aves; Passeriformes; Pipridae
Product: keratin-associated protein 10-6-like
Exons: 4
Coding region: 1-1575 (524 amino acids)
Source: RefSeq, a predicted model, not a curated record